Molecule: messenger RNA, 5448 nt
Organism: Bactrocera neohumeralis
Lineage: Eukaryota; Metazoa; Arthropoda; Insecta; Diptera; Tephritidae
Product: inner centromere protein A
Exons: 5
Coding region: 907-5340 (1477 amino acids)
Source: RefSeq, a predicted model, not a curated record
GAUAAGUUGCACUGAAUACAAAAUUUAAAGUUUUCUUUCACAUGUUUUCGUAAUAACUGGAAAUUUUAAAGAAAAAACUUCGUUAAAUAAUUAACUGUAAAGUUCUAAUGGUGUGAAAAACCUGUGAAAAUAAUUGCGAAAAAAAUUUGGAAAGCAGGAAUUAUGAAAUAAAGCAGAAUAUGUGUUAAUAAGUGAUAUACGUAGUAUAUGUACAUACAUACAUACACUUGUAUAUAAAUUUUGUGUAUUGGUAUAUUUAAUGUGCUCUUGAAUUAUAAAUAUAUUAUGUAUGCAUAAAGAAGUAAAAUAAGUUGAAGUGAUUGUGAAACCGCAAAUUGGCAAAAACUCUGAAAAUUUGGUCUAAAUACAUACAUACAUACGUACAUGUGGAUGUGUUUUCGCAAAUCAAAAUACCUCAACGUACAUAUAUUGGUUAGUGUUGUUGUUUUUUAAAGUGAUUUACGAAUACAAUCAGUCAGGGUAAAUCCCGAUCUCCCUAAACAAGAUAAAUAUUUGAAUAUAUUGAAAUAAAAAAUAAAAAUAAAAUAUACAAAAAUUGCAACGCAGUUGAAGAUACAUACAUUAAAGAAUAGAACGCACACGGCAAAGUUCGCAAUUACUCGAAACAUAAAUAAUUGUGUGGUAACCCAUUACCGAGGACAAACACACAGGCCAUUCAGUCGGUCUUUUGUCUCGAAAGACGAAAAUUCUUGUCUUGGCCGUCGAACGGGCAGUACGUUUUGCAGUAGGAAGACGUCCGCACUAACAAACGGUACAUUUUAAGCGCCGGUCGCAAACACAUACCCCGAAAGAGCUAUACAUACACUCAUACACAGUAGUAACAAAGCCUUCACCCACCAGAGAUAGAAUACUUGUGACGAGCACGUAAGAUCUCCCUCGAACGAGAUGGAUGAACAAAGAGAAGAGCCCACCCAGCAACAACAACAACAGGAGCAUAGUGUCACUACAACAUUCGUCAAUCAAUCUUCAACAACGACGGCACAAGCUCAGCCACACGACGAAGAUGCUUGGUGGUGGGAAGUGGAGAAUGGUGAUUUGAUUUUAGACCUCGUGCCAAAUAUUGACGCGACGUCGAAUAGUGAAAGUGAAAAUAUCAACAACAACAACAACAACAACAACAACAACAACAACAACAACAACAACAACAACAACAAUACCAAUGCAUUGUCAUCAGACUUUGUCUCGUUGUUGAAGAGCGGCGAAACCGCUAACGUGACAUUGUUGGCGAACAAUACAAAUGCCAGUGAUGGCAGUGCUGAUAAUGCGAUUGCCGAAAGUAUUGAUGUAGCUGCAAGCCUUAGCAAGCAGUUGGCCGAGAAAACGCAGUCUGACACUGUAGAGGUAGAAAAUAACGACGCAACUUAUCGUUUACCCGACUCACAUGACCCAGUCGCACCCAGCCAAGCAGGUGCACGCGAACAAACUCUCGAGGAAUUCAAAGAGGAAUUGCGCAUUAAGCGGUUAGCUCGUCAAACGGCUGUGCAAGACUUACGCGAUGAGAUUGCCACAUUGCGUCGACAAUUGGCUGAGGAACAGGAGCUAACACGUCGUUUACGUCGGAAUAAUGCUGUCGAGCUGUCCAGCACUGAAGUGGAAGUGUUGACGGUCGAUGAAGAGGGUGCUAUUGGUGGUGCCACUAGCGCUGAACCCGAUUCCGAUGAUGAGGAUCCACAAAGCCGCGGACGUCAUGCCAAUAUUGAGUUAGCAAACGCACAGCUGGCACUCCAAAUGGCUAAUGCGGAGAAUCUGUCACUGCGCACCGAAAUGGGUGUGGUACAAAAACAAGUCGGCACAUUGAAGGAAGUUAUUGCCUGUUGCAAGCAGAUGCUGAAUGUAAAGGAGGAGCAGUGUGUACAGCUUAAAACUAAAUUAGAUGAAAUCGAAACGGCAUUCGGAGAACGUGAAUUGAAAAUCAUGUCGAGCAAUUUGAGACAAGAAUACGAACGGCAACUGGGCAAUAUACGACAACUGCGUCAAUUGUACGAGGAACGGCAGCGCAUCGCUUUGGCAGAGCAAGAAAAUUUGCAACGUUUAAUUUCGAUAAAAAGAGACGAAUUGGCGGCGGAACAGCAAAAAACGAAAAACUUCGAAGAGCAUAAUCAAACAUUGAUGAAGGAAAUUGAAAGCGCAAAUAUAGAAUUGGCAACAUUGCGCGAAGAAUGCAACGAACACAAGUUCGAGAAGAAAGCACUCAAAGAGGAAAUGGGCACAGUCAAUACGCUCUUUAGCCAGAUGGUGAUGGGCUUCAAUGGCGAGAAUAACUUGGAUAUUGAUCGACUGACGACGAUGUUAGAGGAGAACCGCGGCUUGCUCAACGACAUGGCAACCAAGGAAGCAAAUUGCACCGAUGGCGCAACGUUGCCGAAAUUAUUAUUCGAAUUAGUUGAAGAGGCGGGAAUGACUGGCAGGUCCGUUGAGGACAAUCGUAGCUCAACGCCUACGUCGAUUGUUAACACCAGCGCCGACGAGGAAGAAUACAAACUGCAUAGAGAUACACCCGACCAUGGUGUACGUCAUAGCUUUGAAAGUGAAGAAAUGGCGUCCGCUGUCACCGCGGAACAGGACGCUGCAGCGGCAGCCGACCACAACAAUACCAACUGCAAGACUGAAAAAGCUGCCACUGCUGUUGCCACAGCCACUGCCACUGCAGGCGCUUGCUGCGGUAGAAAACAUCAUCGUAAAAGUGCCGGCAACCGGAUGAAAUUACCAGCAGCCACUGCCGCAACAGACAGCACUGCAACGGCAACUGCUGCAUUGAAAACCCAUGAACCAGAAGUUAUGAGUAAAGUUGCAACGACACAAGAAAUUAUUGGUAACUUGCCGAAAGUUUGGAAAGUGCUAAUGGAGCUCUUAAGUCACCACAAAAUCGAGCGGGUGCAAUUUGAGGAGCAUGGCGCCAGCGAGGAUUGCUACAAAUCCGUUGAGACGGCCAAUGGACCAAAGGCGGAACUGAGCGUCAGCAAGACAUAUAUUAAGUUAAAGGAUCUGAUAUUGGAGAAAAAAUCCUUGGUCAAAGAAACGAAUCACUUGAAAACCUUAAAUUGCCAUCUUGAAUAUCGAUUGAACGAGCAAGAGAAGCGCUUAAGUGCCGUUAGUUUGGAGUUGACAAAAACUUGGCAUUUAGUUGGCAAAAUGCAGCGUCAACAUCGUCAGCUGCACACGCAAGAGCAAAUAUUGCGGUAUCAAUUGCAGCAAAAGCGGCGCUUACUCACCGAACUGAAAGACGAGUUGGAGUAUUGUCGGCGCAAAUGGGCGGCCGCACGUGCCAAAAACGAUGAGAGUCAAGAGCAGUGGAAUGAUUUACGACGCGAAUUUGCAUUGCGAAAACUAGAGCAUGCCAGCAAUUCAGCCGAAAGCGGCUACAGUGACUCAGGUCAGGCUUCGGAUGAGGAAAUAGUAGUCGCAGCGCCUACAAAUUUAACCUCUGACGUUGAGACGACAACUUCAAAUGGUGCAGGUGGAGGCGGUGGCUGUGUUGGUGGAGUUGGAGGAGCGGCUGCAGCAUGUAGGCGUAAACGUUUGAAGGAAAUGUUCGAACAUUCGCGCAAGAUAAAGCGCAUGCAAAGCACUUCGCCCGGACGUGCAGGUGAUGGUAGCGCUGAGAUAGUGUUACGCUGGAAUAGUGCGCCACCAACCUGUGGUUGGCGUGACAGCAGUGAGGCCAAUCAUGGCGUGGCCGACGUGUACUGCGAUGAAGAUAAUAAUGCUAGCGGAGGUGAUAGUGAGUUUGCCGGUGCAGUCGAUUUGACAGGUGUAACCGCAGCCAGUCGCGGCGCUAUACCAAAGAAUAUUGUUGUACGCAAUAGACACCAGAGCAGAAGAGAUGAUGUGGAAAGGGAGUCAACUGACGUUGUCGACGUGGGUGGCUCGCGAGGAGAACGAGCAGAACGUAUACAAAGGUUGGAGGAGCAGUGUAAAACAUUGAUUAAGCGAGUACUUGAGACAUCUGAUAAUCGUGAGCGGUUAGAAGUGCAGCUGCGUAGUUUUCAGGAUGAGAUCGCACCGGUGCAAUAUGCGGUGCCACUGAAUGAUUUCUUUAAAAAGAAACGUAUUGAACGCAUGACUCGCGCAAGUUCUGUUCCUGUUACUGGUACUCUUACGCCGAGAGAAGAAGAAUAUACGCGUAAGCGCUCAGAACGAUUAGGGCGUUUGGAGGAGGAGAGCCGUCAGCUGUUAUCACGCAUUAAACGCACGUCUGAUCGGGGUCAUUAUCUGCGUUGUUCUUUGGAUCGUUUGCGACGGGGACCCAGUCGAGAGGGAAGUUUCGAAAGUAAUACGGAGGAAGAAUCUAGCAAAACUGAAGAAAAACCAUCGUCUUCUAAGCUGAAAAUGUUACAAGAAGACAAGCAAAUCGAUGAAGCGAAAACUAAGGCCCAAGACACGAAUGAAAUGGAAGAGCCCGAACCACAGAUAAAUCUGAACCCCUUGACAGAGAAUGAAGAAGCUUACACGGCUCGACGUUCGGCACGUCUACAGCGUUUGGAGAAUGAGAGCAAAGAACUAUUAAAUAGACUUUCGCGCAACAAUGAACGCGGUCAGCAAUUAGGCAAUAAGUUAGAUGCAUUGCAUGAACAUCACUUCGAUGUGCAUACGAAGGCGGUGGAGGAAGCUCCAGUAAAUAUAUCAUUACCACCUGCAGUUCCGAAGGUUAGCAUUGAGCAACGUUUAGGAAAUAUCGAACAAAUAUCAUCCAAUCGUAUGGAACGUCUACGCAUUCUCGAGGAAGAGGGCAAAGAGUUGCUUGAUCGAUUAGCUGGCACGUCGGCGCGUGGUACGGAGAUGAUCAAUCGCAUAGCUGCGCGUGAGCAAAAUCGCCAAGCAACUGCAAUGGAAACGGCUGAUAGCGAAAAACCGGUUACCCCUAUCACAGAUAAAGUGUCCGAUCCCGAAGAUGAGUUUGCGGCGGGUAUGGAGGCAUCAGCGGUAGCCUCCGUCUUGCCUACAUUCAAUAAUGUCGCAUGUUCUAGUAUUGUGUCGGAGGAGUUGACGGAUCGCGUUACUGUUAUUACAACACCCAGUCAAAUUGCUGCGAAACAGGGCGCUAUUCCAAAGCAACCGCGUACGAAACCUGCUGGCUUGGUGCUGAAUGCUGAAAUACGCGCCAAGGCUGCGAACAAUAAAGAGCAGAAACAAAAACAAAACAAUCAGACAGAUGGUGAAAGUUUGGAGGAUAUGGUAAGGCGUCUUCAGGAAACGCCAUAUCCGGAGGAACAAAGCGUUGUGAAUGAAAGCAUCGAAAAAGAAGAAAACGAUGUGAGCGACAACAAAGAAGUUGGAACUGAAAAACAAAAUCCCAACCAAUGUGGAACAACGGAUUAAAAUUUAGAAUUAAGUAAAUAAUCGUAUAUUUCGAUCUUUAUGAACUAUUACUCCAUAUAAUUUGUACUUGAUAAUUGUAAUGAAAGACUUCCUCUUCGUGUUCAUAUA